GUAGGAAGCAGCAGAGCUGAGCGCCACAAGUUGAGAGAGAAGAGUCCAUUUUUUAUCCGAACGAAUGGCGACGCUCUCCCACUCCUCUUCGUCACUCCGCCGCCGCCAUUUCCACUCUCCCUCUUCUCCUCCUUCUGUUCACUGCUCUCUCCGCUCCGUCGCCUCUCUUCCGGUGCUGCCCCCAACAAGACCCGAAAUCCCCUUCCUGUCCUACUCUUCCUCCUCCUCCUCCUCCUUCUUCCAACUCCUCCAUCAGCCCAUUCUCCUCUUCGCCGGAUUCGACGGCCCUCUCGACACCCAGACCUUCCUCGCCACCAUCAGCGUCUUGGCCGCCAUUUCUCUCUCUCUCUUUCUGGGUCUCAAGGGAGACCCUGUUCCUUGUGAGAGGUGUGCUGGCAAUGGGGGGACAAAAUGUGUCUUCUGUAAUGAUGGUAAGAUGAAGCAAGAAACAGGCUUGGUUGACUGUCGGGUAUGCAAGGGCGCAGGUAUUUGAAGUAAAUCCAUUUUCAGGCAAGGAACACCUAGGGUUGAUACUCUGCAAGAAAUGUGGAGGCUCGGGAUAUUCAAGACGCCUUUGAGCUGCACAAAUUUUGUACCACCACUGCUGUGUACAUAAGAGGGGGAGAAAGGAAAGGGAAAAAGAUUUGUUUUUCACAUAUUGAUGCCUCCUUUGGUUCUUUAAUCUAUUCUUCAAUUACUACAAUUCUAUAUGCGUAGAAUGAUCAGCUAGCCAAGUCAAUGUAAUUUUGCUUUUCCAUUUGAAAUUAUUAAAUUGGCGUUCCCAUACAUGAUUCACCAUAAAAAUGGAGUCGUGUGGUUUAAUCUAAAUAUUUGAAUUGGAACUUGAAUAUUUUGUUUUCUUAGUUUUUCUCUCACAUCUUAAAUGUCUGUUGAACUUGAAUUUCUGCCAAAGAAGUUAUAAAAAUCUUUGGUCCCAUAAGAGUAUUAUUAUUGGUUCAAGCAUUCUACAGUCUUAGGAGCCCUU
Molecule: messenger RNA, 985 nt
Organism: Diospyros lotus (date-plum)
Lineage: Eukaryota; Viridiplantae; Streptophyta; Magnoliopsida; Ericales; Ebenaceae
Product: protein BUNDLE SHEATH DEFECTIVE 2, chloroplastic
Exons: 4
Coding region: 65-493 (142 amino acids)
Source: RefSeq, a predicted model, not a curated record